Molecule: messenger RNA, 3909 nt
Organism: Asterias rubens (European starfish)
Lineage: Eukaryota; Metazoa; Echinodermata; Asteroidea; Forcipulatida; Asteriidae
Exons: 1
Coding region: 1417-3888 (823 amino acids)
Source: RefSeq, a predicted model, not a curated record
CAAAAACCAAAUGGGAUUUGAGUGGCACUAACAAAUAUUACAGAUCAAUAGUUCACAAUACAUGCCUAUACACAUUGUACUUAUGCAUUGCAUGCUGUGGCAACCGAAAGUGAGAAAUAUCCCCCAAUUUCAAAAUUUCAAAUUUUAAUUUCAACGGAUUAGUGUAAAACUAGUGAAGAAUGGUUUAUAAGCAAACUGCCGUCAAUUUGACCAAACUCUUCUUAACUUAGGACUAAUCUUAGGACUUAAGGACGAGUCCCAGUCUGGCACUGUAACAUGUAAACCUUCAGAAUAAUCCUAAGUUAGGACUACUCGUCCUAACGUGAGACAGGAUUUAUCAUAGCAUUUUGUGAAAUCGGCUGCUGGUCAUGCAGACUAUAGUGACUGAAAAAGUUAUAAGGAAAACCUUGGCCUUAUUUUGGCCUUAUUCAAGCUAGCAUCACUUACUAUCUUCCCACAGUGGGACAUCACUUCUACUCUCUGUGAAAUAUUAACCUUAAUAUAAAGGGUCAUGUCACACAAGGUAAUUUUACAGGCAACCAGUUCCAGUUCGGCAACUCACUCCAUUUUGAAGUUCACAUUACAUAUCAUUGUUGUGGAUGUGCUACAUAAAGGGGUCAUAGCAUGCACAGCAGUUGGUUGCCUACAAGGUGCUUGUAAAAGCUGCCUUAUGUGACUAGGUCCAUAGAACUUAUGGUUGCCAUAAAAGAUAAAGAAACAUCAUAUCAGAGUUUACAACUUUACGUUCAAGAAAGUUUGUCAAGUCAGAAAAACAUUUUUUCAAAAAGUUCUAAAAUCAGUAACAAAUCUUGACAAAUCAAAAUACUAUGACUGCUAGAGAGCGAAACAAAGUGGGACAAUAAAAACGCCAUAUAAAGGCUCCACAAAAGAAAAAACCCCAACAUAAAAAUGUAAAACCAAAGCUCUCACAGUGAGCCAUAAUUUGACCCAUGACCUUAGGAGCGACGAAACUCUCUCACAAUUGGCAUAAAGUAUAAUCUGAGAAAAGACCCCAGGGGUGUUUCGUUUCUAUUGGUUCGCCCUGCAUUUUCAGAGCAGGAAAUAGGAUGACUGAAAAUAACAAGUGCGACGGUGGUCUAAACAGGCUGGUGACUGCAGACUGUUCGACUUGGUUUGCUUCGAAUUACAAGAGCAUCACUUCACACAACUUUGACGUUCUUUCUGACGAAAUUUAAUAAUCGGUGGUUUGAUUGGAAUUGGAUUGUCAGACUGUGCGACUCUGUAAAUUUGCUUCGGAUUACAGGGUAUAACUUCACACAACUUAGGGAUAUUUUCUGACGCAUCUUACAACUCUGAGGUCCAAUCUGACGGUUUAUCAGAACACUGUGGAAGAAAUCCUUCGGAAAAAAACUUUCUCGUUUGUAACUCGAGAGGUGUCCGUUUGGAUUUACGACAAUGGCUUCCAACUUUUCUCUGUACUUGCUGAUGGUGUUACUCAGUGCAACAUGUUGUCAUUCUAUAGAUCCUAUCAUUAAGUUGACAGUCAAUACUUCUGACGCCAUGGGUCUCGUUGGGGCGUUUGAGGGAGACAGCCUCAAGAUGACUUGUGAAGUAGAAAACCUAGAUGGUAGAGUAGUUGGUUGGAUGUUCAUCAGAGAAAGAAUAAGAGAAAGUACAGACCCAGAAAAGUAUGAAGUGACAACUAAUGGAUCAUUGUCCACGUUGACAAUUUUAAAUUUGAUGCAUGUACAAGAUAAAGGACGUUACAGCUGUGGAGUGUAUCAGAAUGAUGAACUUUCAGAUCCUGAAUCACGGGAAACUCUUGAAAUACUUGUCUACUACUUCCCAGAUGACAUGUAUCCAAUAUGUAAUGGGUCAGUGGUCAUUACAGAGGGAGAACCAGUCACCUUUCGAUGUGAAAGUGAGCCUGGAGAGCGGCCAGUUGACUUGACAUGGAAACGGGAUUCUGGGACAGUUCAGGAACCAAUCAGAACUGGUGAUCAAAACGGUAUGAGUAUUGCGGAAUACACAUUCCUGCCGAGUAAAAAUGACAAUGGGAUGACUGCUUACUGUAUCAUAUCAAGUAAUGCAAUCUUUAGAGGAAAAACAUCUAAUUGUUCGGUUGGACCUUUGAGUGUCCAGUACCCUCCUACUAGCAUCUCUUUAACCAAUCAAAAUGUCUCGUACAGCAACUCCACAUAUGACGCCAUUUUGUGUAGUGCCUCAGCUUUUCCAACUGACAUUUCUUAUACCUGGAGCUUUAACACAUUUCUGGAUUCAUCUCAACAAACAUUGAUCAAUGGCAACCAGACCUUGGUCAUUCUCAAUGUGACUUUGUGUGAGUUUCCAAUCAUAGCGACCUGCCACGCCUCUAACGACAUCGGAAACUCUGCUGCUAACUACACACUUUGUGAGCCUCCUCCACCACCAAACCCCGUUUGCUACCCGAACAAUCAAGUCGUCCUCACAGAGGGAGUUCCUCAAAUGUUUCAAUGUGUAAGCUAUUCUGAAGAUGCCAACGCAACAGACGUAGUCUGGAGCCGUGAUGAAGGACUGAUCAGCGCAGACGACAUAACAACUGGUGACUUACCCAAUAAUUACAAAUAUUCAAACUACACAUUUGUGCCGAUGAGGGAUGACUUUGGGAUCAAUGUAACCUGUUCCCUACCGGGCGGAACAAUCUUCCUAAACUAUUGCGUAAUCGGACCACUUUUAAUCCAGCACAUUCCGAGUGACGCUACUAUUACCAAUGGAACAUUCUCAUAUGAAAAUAUGACUUACGAGGCUUUCUCUUGCGAGUCGUCCGCUUAUCCUUCCGAUAUUUCAUACAGCUGGAACUUCAACACCCCUCUAAGUGCAUCUCAACACUUGUUGACCAACGACAACCAAACUUUGGUGAUUUUAAACAUCACCACUUGUGAGGUUCUAAUCAUUGCUACCUGCUUAGCAACCAACGACAUCGGAGAAUAUUCUGUAAAUGUUACACUUUGUGAGCCCCCACCACUACCAAACCCUGUUUGUUACCCAAACAAUCAAGUUGUCCUCACAGAGGGAGUUCCUCAAAUGUUUCAAUGUGUAAGCUACUCUGAUGACACCAGCGCAACAGAUGUAGUCUGGAGCCGUGAUGAAGGACUGAUCAGCGCAGACAACAUAACAACUGGUGACUUACCCAAUAAUUACAAAUAUUCAAACUACACAUUUGUGCCAAUGAGGGAUGACUUUGGGAUCCAUGUAAACUGUUCCCUACCGGGCGGAAAAAUCUUCCCGAACUAUUGCAUAAUCGGACCACUUUUAAUCCAGCACAUUCCGAGUGACGCUACUAUUACCAAUGGAACAUUCUCAUAUGAAAAUAUGACUUACGAGGCUUUCUCUUGCGAGUCGUCCGCUUUUCCUUUCGAUAUUUCAUACAGCUGGAACUUCAACACCCCUCUAAGUGCAUCUCAACACUUGUUGACCAACGACAACCAAACUUUGGUGAUUUUAAACAUCACCACUUGUGAGGUUCUAAUCAUUGCUACCUGCUUAGCAACCAACGACAUCGGAGAAUAUUCUGUAAACGUUACACUUUGCGAGCCCCCACCACCACCCCCAUCUACCACCCAGCUGAUUAUGACGACCGGAACCUCGAAACCGAUAACGUCAAUUGGACCAGCCUCUACAGGGCUCCCAAUCACAAUCACGGAUCAAGCUACGACAACUCCUAAACCUCUAACGACAACUUUUGAACCUCCAACAACUCUUCAACCUCUUCCCCUGACGCUUGCCUUCUACAUUGUCAUUAUCGGUGUGGCCGUUUUGGCUUUGAUUGCCCUACUUGGCAUCUGCUAUAUUGCACUAACUCCAUCCAAUAAAGAUUUGGGGAAAAUGGACAUGAAAGAAACAGACCAAGAAAUGUACAGCUUAAACGAGACUCAAGAAUUUUUCUAGAUGCAAACCCAAGAAGAUCCA